Alligator mississippiensis (American alligator) is the source of this 957-nucleotide messenger RNA. Its product is annotated as olfactory receptor 6M1-like. Gene Ontology annotation, biological process: G protein-coupled receptor signaling pathway. Bases 1 to 957 code for a protein of 318 amino acids. Gene Ontology annotation, molecular function: G protein-coupled receptor activity; olfactory receptor activity. Gene Ontology annotation, cellular component: membrane. The record is from RefSeq and is a predicted model, not a curated record. The transcript has a single exon. Lineage: Eukaryota; Metazoa; Chordata; Crocodylia; Alligatoridae.
AUGGAAAUAAAGAACAUAACAACCGUGACUGAAUUUAUCCUGGUGGGGUUUCCCAGUGAACACAAUGUGGAGAUUCUCCUCUUCAUAUUCUUCCUUGUUAUGUACCUGGUGACAGUUCUCGGUAAUGCUCUUAUCAUCAUGUUGAUCUGCCUUGACUACAGACUUCACACACCCAUGUAUUUUUUUCUCUGCAAUCUAUCCCUUAUUGAAAUCUUCAUGACCACCUGUGUGGUGCCCAAAAUGUUGGCCAACUUCCUUACUGAGAGGAAAACCAUUUCCUUCAUUGGCUGCUCUGUCCAGUCAUAUUUCUACUUCUUCAUGGGAUCCACAGAAUUCAUCCUUUUUGCUGGCAUGUCUUAUGAUCGAUAUGUGGCUAUAUGUUAUCCACUGAGGUAUUCUACAAUAAUGACUGGGAGGGUGUGUGUCCAGGUAGUCAUUGUUUCUUGGGUUUCUGGAUUCCUACUCAUUCUGAUGUCCACUAUUUUGAAGUCAAAAUUACCUUUCUGCGGCCCUAAUGUGAUCAACCACUUCUUUUGUGACAGUGCCCCUGUUCUUCACCUUGCCUGUGCUGACAUUUGGCUUAUUGAACUAAUUGACUUUCUCUCUUCUCUGAUUCUCCUACUUGGCACUCUGUCAUUGACACUAGCCUCUUAUAGCUACAUAAUCUCUACCAUACUCAGGAUUCCUUCUGCACAAGGAAGACAAAAGGCCUUUGCCACUUGCACCUCCCAUUUCACUGUUGUCUCAAUGGCCUAUGGCAUCUCCAUAUUUGUCUAUGUCAGGCCUUCGCAGGCUGACACCAUGAACUUCAAUAAAGUCCUAGCUAUUCUCUCCAGCAUUGUGACCCCCUUCUUAAACCCUUUUAUCUUCAGCCUAAGGAAUGAGCUAAUGAAGCAAGUCUUCAGAGAGACCCUGAAAAAAUGCCUAUCAAUCCCAAAAAAUGAGAGACUGUUGUGA